CCCACGGACGGAGUGACCACCUGUGCUUCUGCGUGAAGUAGAUUUGCUCUCCCAAACCUAUUUUUAAGUGGGAGGAGAAUAUUCUCUAAGGCCAGACUGCUGAGCAGAGCUGAGAUGGAUCUGUGGAGCAGUGCCCACAUUGGUGACUUUGAGGAAGCUGAUGUUUCCCUUUCCUUUUCUUGUAGGUAUGGCCUCACGUGUGCAAGUUUUCUCCCCUCCCACCCUUCAAUCAAGUGCCUUCUGCAGUGUGAAGAAACUGAAAGUCGAGCCUAGCUCCAACUGGGACAUGACUGGGUACGGCUCUCUCAGCAAAGCCUACAGCCAGAGCAAGAACGUACCGCCAUCGCAGCCAGCUACCGCAACCGUCAGCACCUCCUUGCCCAUCCCAAACCCCAGCCUACCUUACGAGCAGACCGUCAUCUUCCCAGGCAGCACCGGGCACAUUGUCGUAACAUCAGCAAGCAGCACUUCUGUCAGCGGACAGGUCCUCGGGGGACCGCACAACCUGAUGCGUCGAAGCACUGUGAGCCUUCUCGAUACCUACCAGAAAUGCGGGCUCAAGCGUAAAAGCGAGGAGAUCGAGAACACGAGCAGCGUGCAGAUCAUCGAAGAGCACCCACCCAUGAUUCAGAAUAAUGCCAGCGGGGCCACCGUAGCCACUGCCACAACAUCGACUGCCACCUCCAAAAACAGCGGCUCCAACAGUGAGGGUGAUUACCAGCUGGUCCAGCAUGAGGUGCUGUGCUCGAUGACCAACACGUACGAGGUGCUCGAGUUUCUGGGCCGAGGGACGUUUGGGCAAGUGGUCAAGUGCUGGAAGCGGGGUACCAACGAGAUCGUGGCCAUCAAGAUCCUGAAGAACCACCCGUCCUACGCCCGGCAGGGCCAGAUCGAAGUCAGCAUCCUGGCCCGCCUGAGCACCGAGAGCGCGGACGACUACAACUUUGUCCGGGCUUACGAGUGCUUCCAGCACAAGAACCACACGUGCCUGGUGUUUGAAAUGCUGGAGCAGAACCUCUAUGACUUUCUGAAGCAGAACAAGUUCAGCCCCUUGCCCCUCAAGUACAUUCGCCCCGUCCUCCAGCAGGUUGCCACAGCCCUGAUGAAGCUAAAGAGUCUGGGUCUCAUCCAUGCGGACCUCAAACCGGAGAACAUCAUGCUGGUGGAUCCAUCCAGACAGCCCUACAGGGUCAAGGUCAUCGACUUCGGCUCCGCCAGUCACGUGUCCAAGGCCGUGUGUUCUACCUACCUGCAGUCUAGAUAUUACAGGGCCCCCGAGAUCAUCCUCGGUUUACCAUUCUGCGAGGCGAUCGACAUGUGGUCCCUGGGAUGCGUCAUUGCGGAGCUGUUCCUGGGCUGGCCGCUGUAUCCAGGCGCUUCAGAGUACGACCAGAUCCGAUAUAUUUCACAAACACAGGGUUUGCCGGCUGAAUAUUUAUUAAGUGCAGGGACAAAGACAACUCGGUUUUUCAACCGUGACACCGACUCACCGUACCCUUUGUGGAGGCUGAAGGCGCCAGACGAUCAUGAAGCAGAGACGGGGAUUAAGUCAAAAGAAGCAAGGAAGUACAUUUUCAACUGUCUGGAUGAUAUGGCCCAGGUGAACAUGACAACAGACUUGGAAGGGAGUGACAUGUUGGUGGAGAAGGCCGACCGGCGGGAGUUCAUUGACCUGUUAAAGAAGAUGCUGACCAUAGAUGCGGACAAGAGGGUCACGCCGAUCGAGACCCUGAACCACCCCUUUGUCACCAUGACCCACCUGCUCGACUUCCCCCAUAGUACACACGUCAAAUCCUGUUUCCAGAACAUGGAGAUUUGCAAGCGUCGGGUGAAUAUGUACGACACGGUGAACCAGAGCAAAACCCCUUUCAUCACGCAUGUGGCCCCCAGCACGUCCACCAACCUGACCAUGACCUUUAACAACCAGCUGAACACCGUCCCCAACCAGGCUCCCACCUCCACCAGUGCCACUCUUUCCUUAGCCAAUCCCGAAGUCUCCAUACUAAACUACCAAUCUGCACUCUACCAGCCCUCCGCGGCGUCCAUGGCUGCAGUGGCCCAGCGCAGCAUGCCCUUGCAGACGGGGGCAGCCCAGAUUUGUGCCCGGCCCGACCCCUUCCAGCAAGCUCUCAUCGUGUGUCCCCCUGGCUUCCAAGGGUUGCAGGCCUCUCCCUCAAAGCAUGCUGGCUACUCAGUGCGAAUGGAGAACGCCGUGCCUAUUGUCACCCAAGCCCCAGGAGCUCAGCCUCUUCAGAUCCAGCCAGGUCUGCUUGCCCAGCAGGCCUGGCCCAGUGGGACCCAGCAGAUCCUGCUCCCCCCCACGUGGCAGCAGCUCACGGGCGUGGCCACCCACACGUCCGUGCAGCACGCGACCGUGAUUCCGGAGACCAUGGCAGGCACCCAGCAGUUGGCCGACUGGAGGAACACACAUGCCCACGGCAGCCAUUACAAUCCCAUCAUGCAGCAGCCUGCGCUGCUGACGGGGCACGUGACACUCCCAGCCACCCAGCCCUUGAACGUGGGUGUGGCCCACGUCAUGCGCCAGCAGCCCGCCAGCACCACCUCCUCCCGGAAGAGUAAGCAGCACCAGUCGUCGGCAAGGAACGUGUCCACCUGCGAGGUGUCCUCCUCUCAGGCCGUCAGCUCCCCGCAGAGGUCCAAGCGCGUCAAGGAGAACACGCCCCCUCGCUGCGCCAUGGUGCACAGCAGCCCGGCCUGCAGCUCCUCCGUCACCUGCGGGUGGGGCGACGUGGCCUCCAGCAGCACCAGGGAGCGGCAGCGGCAGACGAUUGUCAUCCCCGACACCCCCAGCCCCACUGUCAGCGUCAUCACCAUCAGUAGUGACACAGACGAGGAGGAGGAGCAGAAGCACGCCGCCACCAGCACUGUCUCCAAGCAGAGGAAGAACGUAAUCAGCUGCGUCACGGUCCACGAUUCUCCCUACUCAGACUCCUCCAGCAACAACAGUCCCUACUCGGGGCAGCAGCGGGCCGGCCACAGCAGUGCCCACGCCUUCGACAGCAAGGGUGGCCUGGAUGUCCACUGCCCUGGGAACCCCCGGACCAUCAUCGUGCCACCCCUGAAGACCCAGGCCAGUGAGGUGCUGGUGGAGUGCGACGGCCUCGUUCCAGUCAGCACUGGCCACCAUUCGUCCUUCUACAAGUCCAAGUCCUCCAGCAACGUGACCUCCACCAGCGGUCACUCUUCAGGGAGCUCAUCUGGAGCCAUCACCUACCGGCAGCAGCGGCCGGGACCACACUUCCAGCAGCAGCAGCCUCUGAAUCUCAGCCAGGCCCAGCAGCACAUCACCGCAGACCGUGCGGGGAGCCACCGCCGGCAGCAAGCCUACAUCGCCCCCACGAUGGCCCAGGCCCCCUAUUCCUUCCCGCACAACAGCCCCAGCCACGGCGCCGUCCACCCCCACCUGGCCGCCGCGGCUGCCGCCCACCUCCCGGCCCAGCCCCACCUGUACACCUACACGGCACCCGCGGCCCUGGGCUCCGCUGGCACCGUGGCCCACCUGGUGGCCUCCCAGGGCUCGGCACGCCACCCCGUGCAGCACACCGCCUACCCGGCCAGCAUCGUCCACCAGGUGCCUGUGAGCAUGGGCCCGCGGGUGCUGCCCUCACCUACCCUCCACCCGAGUCAGUACCCUGCCCAGUUUGCCCACCAGACCUACAUCAGCGCCUCGCCGGCCUCCACCGUCUACACUGGAUACCCGCUGAGCCCUGCCAAGGUCAACCAGUACCCUUACCUAUAAACCCUGGGGGGAGUGGGGGACGGAUGGCAGUGAGGCAGGCUUUUUAUACUGAAGCCCCUGCCACACACAGACGAUGAGAACGGGGCAGGGGAGGGCGGGCGGGAUGGAAGAAACUGAACUAGGACGUGGGAUGACUCGGAGCAGAGAAGAGAACGUUUUGAAAGGAAGGGAUUCAGGAGGGGGGAAAUCUAUGCUUUUUAUUUUAAAAAAGAAAAAGGAAAAAAAAAAGAAAACGUCAGUAAGAGAAAACACAGUUCUCGAGCCCAUUCUGCACCCAACUGGAAUAGAGAAGAGGAGCGCCACAGAAGAUUCUGGAAGCAGAGGCCCCCAGUAUUUAAAGAACUAUAUCUAUGAACUUCUCAAAGAUUAUUUUCAUAUGGCAGCAAGUGAUAUUUAAGAAUAUGCUGCCAGGGAUGCCUGAUAUGGAAAUCCAAUAGAUUUUUUAAUGAAUUGAACAUAAGAAUUAGGGAUUUUUCCAGAACUCUGAAGGAUCAGCCCCCACCCCCCUCCAGAAUGCCAGACUGAAGCCUGAGGAGGCUGGUGUUUGGGGGUUGGUCUGGGGUUGGCAAGGCCAAGAGGUGGGAGGAGAGGACGCCUGGUUCUGGGAGGUGGCCGGGUGGGUGGAGAGCCCUGGAGAGGGGCCAUCUCCUCUUCUGGAGCACUCUGGACAAAUCCCUAAGCAAUGUGAUUCCUAAAAUGUCAUUAAUCAUGUAUGUGGCAAAGUUGAGUUCCUUUCUUUUCUGAGGAUUUCUGUUCUCUUUGACUCAAUCCCUAGUCGCGUAGCGUAGGGCUAGCGGUCGUCACCGACCCCCGAGUAGAAUGUAGCACUCUGUACCCUCGUUUUCGACUUUGUGUUCAACUCCAAUGAUACCAAUAGACUAUUCCUCAAUGUGAUUGCACAAAAAUAAGUGAUUUAACACAGGCGUGUGACCAGCGUGGU
Trichechus manatus latirostris (Florida manatee) is the source of this 4700-nucleotide messenger RNA. It is a transcript of the gene HIPK2, whose product is annotated as homeodomain interacting protein kinase 2. Gene Ontology annotation, biological process: smoothened signaling pathway; peptidyl-serine phosphorylation; peptidyl-threonine phosphorylation. The record is from RefSeq and is a predicted model, not a curated record. Gene Ontology annotation, cellular component: PML body; nucleus; cytoplasm. Gene Ontology annotation, molecular function: transcription coactivator activity; transcription corepressor activity; ATP binding. The transcript has 14 exons. Bases 161 to 3760 code for a protein of 1199 amino acids. NCBI's taxonomy places the organism in Eukaryota, Metazoa, Chordata, Mammalia, Sirenia, Trichechidae.